UUUAAAGGUGGGCUCCUCUCCCCAACGAUAUACGGUAGUUUUGAAACCCGUCCAUUCCUCUGGACGUGGUAAAUAAACGGUUUUCCAAUUUGGGGGGUAUUUCACAAAACAGAUUUUCUCAGUGGUCAGAAUAAUUUAAGCAAUGAGGACUGAACAAAAGGAAGGUCCUUUGUCUCCUUUCCUGCUGGACAGGCUUGGCAUUUGGCUUAAAUUAUUAUGCCUUGUUUUAAAAUGUCUAGUCUUUUUCUGUCAAUAGAAUGUGUGUGUGUGUGUGUGUGUGUGAGAAAUAUAGAAACGUAUGAGGAAUGUCUAUGCUGCACUAUUUUGCAGUUUAACAAAAAAUAAUAUGCCCUACUUGCAAUAAUGCGAGUAUAUAUUCAAUAAUUUGAAUUAUUUAAACAAUUCAUAUUGAAUGUUAAGCCUGUCCGAUAACAGAAGAGGUACGGGGUUUCAGACAGUCAUCUCUAUUGUUUUAUGUUUACCAGGUUAACUGAGAAAGUGCUUUGUGGAAUACUUUAAUCGCAUUUAUUGUUAAACAGCUUUUCCAGUGGAUGAAAGACUGUAUCUUUGUGUUUUAAAUCCGAGGAUUUCGAAAGAAGAGUGCCAUUAACGUCGUUGUAUUGUUUUUCAUUUGCUUUGUGGGGUCGUAGUGUGUUUUCUUUGUGCGCAUCCUUUCUCGGUAUUACGGUAAAGGGGGUCCUCGACGCUCCUCAGCCGAUAUGACAUAAGUUGCGCUGCAACCAGCCGCCGCUACAGUCUCGUGCCUUCACGAUCUCGCAGGCGACUAAAAGGCUCUGCAGGAACGGGAUGUUAACGCCACCGGGAUGAAUGCUACCGAAGACAUAACGAUUGCAAUCAUGCCCCGGGAGCUCACACAAAACCCGCUGCGGAAGAUAUGGAUGCCGUGCAAGAACGGGCUACCGGAAAAACACAUUUCCCAGAGGAGAGUAUGUAUGACCAACUGUCCCACCCUCAUUGUGACCGUGGGGUUGCCAGCUAGAGGGAAAACCUACAUUUCUAAGAAACUAACUCGCUACCUCAACUGGAUUGGUGUACCAACUAAAGAGUUCAAUGUUGGUCAGUAUCGGAGGGAGUGCAUGAAGAUCUACAAGAACUUUGAGUUCUUCCGCCCUGACAAUGAGGAGGGACUAAAGAUCAGGAAGCAGUGUGCUCUGACAGCGCUGAAUGAUGUCAGACAGUAUCUCAGUGUGGAAGGAGGCCAGGUGGCUGUGUUUGAUGCCACUAACACUACAAGAGAGAGGAGGAGUAUGAUCAUGAGAUUUUCAGAGCAGAAUGGCUACAAGGUGUUCUUUGUUGAGUCUGUGUGUGAAGACCCUGAAGUUAUUGCCCAGAACAUUGUACAGGUGAAGCUGGGCAGCCCGGACUACAUUGAUUGUAACACUGAGGAGGCCAUUCAAGACUUUAUGAAGAGAAUCAAAUGUUAUGAAAACUCCUAUCAGCCACUGGAUGAGAUCUUGGACAGGGAGCUGUCGUACAUCAAGGUGAUGGAUGUAGGACGGCGGUAUUUGGUGAAUCGUGUGCUAGAUCAUAUUCAGAGCCGGAUUGUUUACUACCUGAUGAAUAUCCACAUCACUCCACGCUCCAUCUACCUCUGCCGGCACGGAGAGAGUGAGUUAAACAUCAGGGGACGCAUUGGUGGGGACUCAGGCCUGUCACCCCGUGGUAAAGAGUUUGCACUUUGCCUGGGUAAAUUCAUUCAGGAGCAGAAUAUAAAGGAUCUGAAGGUGUGGACGAGUCAGAUGAAGAGAACCAUUCAGACAGCUGAGGCUCUGGGGGUGCAGUAUGAACAGUGGAAAGCUCUAAAUGAAAUUGAUGCUGGAGUGUGUGAGGAGAUGAUGUAUGAAGAGAUUCAGGAGCAUUAUCCUCUAGAGUUUGCUCUGCGUGACCAGGAUAAGUACCGCUACCGCUACCCUAAAGGAGAGUCUUAUGAGGACCUGGUACAGCGACUGGAGCCAGUAAUUAUGGAGUUGGAGAGGCAGGAAAACGUUCUGGUCAUCUGCCACCAGGCUGUCAUGCGCUGUCUUCUUGCCUACUUUCUGGACAAAAGUGCAGAUGAGUUGCCUUAUCUGAAAUGCCCCCUUCACACUGUGCUGAAACUCACCCCAGUGGCCUAUGGGUGCAAAGUGGAGUCCAUCUAUCUCAAUGUGGAGGCGGUGAACACCCACAGGGACAAACCUGAGAAUGUUGACAUUUCCCGUCUGGCUGAGGAGGCCCUUCUCACAGUUCCUGCCCACCAGUGACGCACACAUCUCGGACAUCUCGCACCACAGCUACACUCCAUCAGGCUGCUUAACUGAUUAGCCAGCAUUUCUUCUUCAUUAUUUACUUUUUGUAUUUUUGUGUGCUCAGGAACACAGAGCACAGUGUGAACCGAAGGAUUUUUUACUUUCAGGUCUUUAUCUUUUUUUCUCUAUUCAUGUACCAGAUUGAUAACUGGAAUCCAGUUCUAAGAUGAUGAACCCUAGUGUUUUGGGGUGUGGGUGUGUGUGUGUGUGUGUGUGUGUGUGUGUGUGUGUGUGUGUGUGUGUUUACAUAUAUGUUGCUACGUGUACAUGAUGCCAGCGUAGACUGGAUACAAACAUGAUUGGUGUGGCAAAAAGAUUUUUUGACAUUUUUCUAAAGAAAUUUUUUUGGGAAAUUUUUUCAACAUGGGUUUUUUUUUGGUUUGUUUUUUUGUUUUGU
Messenger RNA from Colossoma macropomum (tambaqui), 2703 nucleotides. It is a transcript of the gene pfkfb4b, whose product is annotated as 6-phosphofructo-2-kinase/fructose-2,6-biphosphatase 4b. Gene Ontology annotation, biological process: fructose metabolic process; fructose 2,6-bisphosphate metabolic process. The transcript is spliced from 14 exons. The record is from RefSeq and is a predicted model, not a curated record. NCBI's taxonomy places the organism in Eukaryota, Metazoa, Chordata, Actinopteri, Characiformes, Serrasalmidae. Gene Ontology annotation, cellular component: cytosol. Gene Ontology annotation, molecular function: fructose-2,6-bisphosphate 2-phosphatase activity; ATP binding; 6-phosphofructo-2-kinase activity. Bases 825 to 2261 code for a protein of 478 amino acids.